Messenger RNA from Phycomyces blakesleeanus NRRL 1555(-), 570 nucleotides. RefSeq lists its product as hypothetical. NCBI's taxonomy places the organism in Eukaryota, Fungi, Mucoromycota, Mucoromycetes, Mucorales, Phycomycetaceae. The coding region runs from base 1 to 570 and encodes 189 amino acids. The record is from RefSeq and is a predicted model, not a curated record. The transcript has 3 exons.
AUGCUUCAGAUUAGGCUAGAUCAAAAAGCCUUCCUUUUUCAUGAUCUCCAGCCAAUCAUCAGUGACAAUUCGUCUGUUUUAGGCUCGAGAUUUAUCUCCGACCAAUACACAAACACACUCUUUCCCCUGCAAGAUCUCCUUGGAAUCGAUAUGGAGGAAGAUGAAGUCUGGAUACGAUUACCUAUGGAGUCAUUCCAGGGCAGAUGUGUAGAACUUGUGGUUAGAGCUUGUGGCGAAAUUGGUCCCGUUGGACAAUUGGCGAUCCCGGAGGGUGACCAAGAUAAGGAUGAAUAUUUUGCGGGGAGUUACCGAAUUGCUGGGUUCAUCGCCCUGACAAGGUUUUUAAUGGCUAUGGAAAGGUGGAUUUCAAUUGCAGAAUAUAUUAAUAUGCCCAACCACUUCACAGAUAUGCCUUAUUUGCUUAUGUUUAUGAUUUUCAGUGCAUCUGUCGACAGAGUACCUCAGUGUCUAACAGAAGACACAAUGAUAUCUACUUUUGGGUUAGGUUCCAUAGAUCCGGGUGUCAGCUGGGCCCAAACCUUAUCUGAGACAAUAAGACGCUCUUUAUAG